This is a messenger RNA of Ipomoea nil (Japanese morning glory), 1376 nucleotides long. Its product is annotated as protein trichome birefringence-like 19. The transcript has 2 exons. Bases 69 to 1331 code for a protein of 420 amino acids. Lineage: Eukaryota; Viridiplantae; Streptophyta; Magnoliopsida; Solanales; Convolvulaceae. The record is from RefSeq and is a predicted model, not a curated record. Gene Ontology annotation, cellular component: Golgi apparatus. Gene Ontology annotation, molecular function: O-acetyltransferase activity.
CUUUCAUUACCUUUUCCUAUCAUAUAAAAACAACAUAUUUUGUAUGAAAUGAAAUCAUAAGCAAACACAUGAAGGCCAGUGGAGCAGCAGAGGUUCCCAAUGGGAAGAUCAGAGCUUUCGAAACCAUUAGAAAUAUUAUCCUACCAAUAAUCUUGACGACCACUGUUAUUCUCAUUGCAAUAUUCUGUGUCUCUUCAUAUUCUUCUAGCUCUCAUGAUUCCCUGCUGCAAUCUUUCACAACUAGCUCCAAUAAUGCUUCAACAAGCAUGGGUAUAGAGCGAAGGUGUGAUAUAUUCAAGGGGAACUGGGUUCCAUAUCCCGACGGUCCGUAUUAUACAAACAAAACCAAAUGUGUGAUUGAGGACAGACAGAACUGCAUCAAGUUUGGACGACCAGACAGUGAGUUCAUGAAAUGGAGGUGGCAACCAGAGGAAUGUGAUCUGCCCAUGUUUGAUGCGGGGCGGUUCUUGGAACUUGUCAGAGGUAAAACUUUGGCUUUCCUUGGGGACUCUCUUGCAAGAAACCAAAUGCAGUCGCUGGUGUGCCUCUUGGCUAGCGUUGCAGAUCCAGUAGAUGUUUCCUACGUUGCCAACACCAAGUUCAGACGUUGGCUGUACGAGGACUACAAUUUCACAAUCCAAGCACUGUGGUCGCCGCAGUUGGUAAAAUCCCGCGACGUUGACCCCAACGGCACCUCAGCUAACAGCCUCAUGAGCCUUUACCUAGACGAGCCCGACAGCGCCUGGGCAGAUCAAGUUCAAGAAGCCGACAUCGUCAUCAUCUCCGCCGGCCAAUGGUUCUUCCGCCCAUUCCUCUACCACAAACACGGCCGGGUCAUCGGAUGCCACAAAUGCACCCAAACCAACAUCACAAAACUCACCAAUUACUACGGAUACAGGAUGGCUUUCCGGACAGCGUUUAGGACCCUUGCGAAACCCCGCCGCCGGGGACUGGUGAUUCUGAGGACAUUCUCGCCGGCGCACUUUGAGAACGGGGAUUGGGAUAAGGGAGGGAACUGCGUGAGAACAAAACCAUUUGAGAAAUCAGAGGUGAAGGUGGAAGGGUACGUCUGGGAGAUGUACUUGAGUCAAAUGCAGGAGUUCAGGGCAGCGCAAAGGAGAGGGACGAUGAAAUUAAGGUUGUUGGAUACGACAGAAGCCAUGAUCCUACGGCCGGAUGGACAUCCUAACCAUUAUGGUCACUGGGCGUACGAGAAUGUUACAGUAGCCGACUGUGUACACUGGUGCCUGCCUGGCCCUGUCGACACUUGGAAUGAACUCUUGCUGCAAAUUUUGAAGACGGAAGAAGAUGAAUCCAGCCAUGGGGACUAAACUAUGUGUUCCAUCAGAAUUAAAAGUCUAAGUUUUUUUUUAUUA